ACUAAAACCCUGCGGAGAGACACGCCGCGCUCCCUGAUACGCUGCUCCAGCCGGUGGGCCUGGACUGGAAGCGCUCCGCAUCCACGACUGCAGAACCAGCGGCGCUCGCGGCGCAUCCACAUCGCAACAGACGCGCGCGACGCCGAGCGAACCCCCCCUGACGAUGGCGAAGAGCCGCAACAAGAACAGCGCCGGCGAGAAGAGCCCCGCGGCCCCGCAAGAGGACGCCGGCAAGAAGGCGCAGAAGAGCGGCGGCGCUAACGGGGCGAGCGCCCCGGGCUCCCAGGGGCCACGGCCGGGGAGCUGCCUCGGCUCUCUGGCCACCACCGUGUUUUACUUGGGCUUAAUCGGCGCUGCGGGCUUUGCGGCUUUUUACCUACAACAAGUUGUGGAAGAAAUCCGCCAGACGAGCGGCAGGCACGAGGAGAGCGCACGGCUCGGCGCAGAACUGAGCACGAAAAUGGAGAAUGUCGCUCAACAGGUGGAGUCUCUGAGGAGCGUGGUGGACGGGCUGGAGUCGUCGCUGGGCAUCACGCGCGUGGAGCUGGAAGGCGCCGUCAGUCGGAUGAAGAAGGGCGAAGUGGAGACCAGGAGGGUGGAGGAGGCUCUUCAGAAGCUCCAGAACGACCUGCUCCGGGACCUCUCAGAGGGCAUCAACGAGGUGAAGGAGGCCCGCGAGAGGGACUUCUCCUCCCUGGAGAAGACGGUGGAGGAGCGCCUGGCUGAGGUGAGUCAGUCCAUCACAGCCAGCGUGGCCGAGUUCACCGAAGCCCAGGGCGAGGCGCAGAGCCAGCUGGCCGACCUCAAAGCCCGGCUGGGGGACAUGGAGGACCCGGCCCUCAUCAAAGAGGAGCUCACUGCCAUCGUCAGCGCCGUGGCUGAAAUCAAAACGGCCAAAAACGACGCCGACUCCUCCGCCAAUUCGCUCCGGGAUCAGAUAAGCUCAGUGAGGAACGAGCUCCAGACUCGCAACCACGAGGUCGCCUCGCUGUCCAAAGAGGUGGAAACCAUGAGGUCAGCGGUGCAGGAGGCCGUCGGGAGCCUGAAGCAGACGCUGUCUGCAACCGAGGCCGGCGUCCAGGCUCUGAAGGACAGGACGGAGACGCUGGAGGGCGGGAUGCAGCAGGCCGCCGACGCCGCCCGCUCCGCGGAGCAGCGGGCGCACGAGGCGGCGGCUCAGGCCCAGAAACGCUCGGACGACCUGGAGGCCAGAGUGAAGGAGGGCGGGGACGCCCUGUCUGAGGUCAGCGCCAAAGUGGAGUCGCUGUUGGCCAAGUAUGACGCGCACGAAAGCGCCCUGGCGACGCAGAGGGAGGCUGUGGAGGGAGCGAAGGCCGGCGUGGACGAGCUGGAGGCGCUGAAGGGCAGAGUGGAGGAGAUGCAGUCGGCCGUGGACGCGCUGGGCGGCGCCCACAGCGAGCUGGUCCUGAAGGACCCCGGCCUGGGCCAGCGGGUGGAGGAGCUGGAGAGGAGGAUGGAUGCCGUGGAGGAAAGCAGCGCUGAGCCGGAGCGGCGGGAGAGUUCGGGCGGCGCCGCGGAGGACGAGCAGCAAAGCUAGAGGUUCCCCGUCGGGCACUGCUCCUCAAAAGCACUGCAGGAGACGCACGCAGGCGCUCAGGCGUCUCCACAGCCCCCCAGCAGGACGGAGGGAGACGUCAGGACACCAAAGCAUCCGCCAGCGAGGACCUCCAUCAGGCCUGGCGAACAGCUGGAGCACAUAAUAUUAGAAGAGCUGAAGGAUCAGGACGUAGCGGGGCAGAGCUCGACUGCUGAUCUGUGACUUCACAUCCACACUCAUUCUGCACUGUAGUUUGAUUUUCCAAUGUUUGGACUGUUAGACUUUACACUUUCAGGGCCAGGGCUGUUUUUGGGGCCCCGGGAUGGAACAGCGAGCUCAACCUGAACGUGUUUCCCAAGUUUACUCCGACAUGCUGCCUUUGUGUGUGUUUUUUACAUGAAUAAAAACUCCUUAUGAAGGA
Betta splendens (Siamese fighting fish) is the source of this 1979-nucleotide messenger RNA. RefSeq names its product cytoskeleton associated protein 4 (gene ckap4). The coding region runs from base 164 to 1558 and encodes 464 amino acids. The record is from RefSeq and is a predicted model, not a curated record. Lineage: Eukaryota; Metazoa; Chordata; Actinopteri; Anabantiformes; Osphronemidae. The transcript is spliced from 2 exons.